Molecule: messenger RNA, 1089 nt
Organism: Penaeus chinensis
Lineage: Eukaryota; Metazoa; Arthropoda; Malacostraca; Decapoda; Penaeidae
Exons: 5
Coding region: 16-1038 (340 amino acids)
Molecular function (GO): acetyltransferase activity
Source: RefSeq, a predicted model, not a curated record
GACGGAUCGCACGCCAUGGCCACCGACGUCCUCAGCCGGGAGCAGGCUUUUUCCUUCCUCGCCAAAGUCGGGAUGGCGGACGGCGAAAAAAAUCUUCGAGAGGAACCGCGGAAAUUCCUCUCGGAUCUUAUAAAGGCCUUUCAAGCACAUUUGCCUUUCCAGUGCCUGAGUCUGCUGGCCCAGCCUCUGGAGGAGCGCCACGUUCCUACACCGGAGGAGAUCGUGGAGGCUGGAAUGAGCUUAGAGGGCGGCCUGUGCUUCACCCUCAACAACUUCAUGUGCCUUCUCCUAAGAGCUCUCGGUUUCAAGGCCGAUGUCCUUGAUGGAAACUUCUCCUUAUCAUGCUACCCACACACGCACAUCGUGGUCCUUCUUAGUGAUCUCAGUGCCCCAGGAGACAAUUACAUCAUCGACGUGGGCGGUGGGUUCCCAUUCUUAGAGAUGAUCCCUGUGAACGAUCUCCCAGUCACCCGGCACGAGGUCGGCCUGGAGUACCGGUACCAGUAUCUCAACGGGGCGGUGGUCAGGCUGCAUCGCCUGGGGCAAAUUGACGGCGAACGUGAACAGGUGGUCGUAGAAGGAGACUGGGCCCAGAUAUUUCACUUCGACCUGAACUCCGUCGAUGUAAACUUCGUCAGGCCGUACAUGAAGAAGAUCUACGUUGAAGAGGGCGACUGCGACUUUCUCCGGAGUAUAAGGGCAGUGCGUUAUCCCCCUGAAGCUGCAUUAAUGGAGAAGGGGAUCCUACCAGCACCAGAAGGCGAAGAGAGCGAGUCCCCCGCAGGCGAUCGUUGUCAGAAAAAGGAGGGAGUGGAAAGGCCAACGGCGGAAGGACCUGAGGAGAAACGGACAAUGCUUGCCUUCAAGGACCAGACCCUCAUCGUAGGUCCUAUGGACGGGGCCUCCAAGACGAAGGUGGAGGAGGACAUCUUGGCAGCCAGGAUAAAGAAAUACUUCCCGACCAUUCCUCCGGCCAAGGUCGACAUGGCAGUGCAGAGGUUUCUUGAGCUAGAGAGGCAAAAAAGCAAUCCCGUGUAGAAAGGGAAAUAUAAUUCUUAUUUCUUUAGUCACAUAUUCACAUGCUAACCA